Molecule: messenger RNA, 6456 nt
Organism: Lutzomyia longipalpis
Lineage: Eukaryota; Metazoa; Arthropoda; Insecta; Diptera; Psychodidae
Gene: Myo95E
Product: unconventional myosin-Ia
Biological process (GO): vesicle transport along actin filament; actin filament organization
Cellular component (GO): myosin complex; vesicle; actin cytoskeleton
Molecular function (GO): ATP binding; actin filament binding; microfilament motor activity
Source: RefSeq, a predicted model, not a curated record
UUUGAAUAUUUACAUGAUAAAGCAUAUGCUUCACCACAUAUAUAAUCCAAAAAAGCAUAUACACAGAGCUUUAAUAGGAAUUUUCCCGACAAAGCUCGAGAGGACAUUCGGGAAGCUUUCGCGUGGAAGAGGAUAGCUUAAUCUAAAUGGGAUGCUGCGGAAGGGAGAUAAAUGUUUCCCGGAGGUUGGCUACAGGAAACGGUGGGACGGAGCAAAUUGAAGGGAUUGACGGAAGGAAAAAGGAAAGCAGAAAAAGGGGGCCCCGUAUUCAGUUCGUGUGUAUGUGUGUGUGAAGACGAAGAAGUUGAACUCAUCCCAAUAAUGCAAUUUGUGAGCUUUGACAUUUUCCCCACGCGCAUUUCCGCCCCCGGAUCUGAGGAAACGGGCGAAUGGCCACCCACACCCCAUCAUGAGGCGUGAAAGAAUGUCGCGCGACACACGGAAGGGGAUUUUUUUGCGGUGUGAACGAUGCCAAAUAUGGAGCAGGAAGUGGGGAAUUGGGACUCAGUACUACUGGAGAGUCCCACUGAGGACAAUUUCAUCAGUAACCUCCAUCUCCGCUACAAACGAGAUCACAUUUAUACCUACAUCGGGACAUACCUCGUGUCCAUAAAUCCAUUCAAGCCACUCCCACUCACAACGCCGGAACUCGUAAAGACCUACGCCACACGGGGUCUCUUCAAGCUACCACCUCACAUAUUUGGCGUUGCGAGUGGUGCCUAUAGGAAUCUAUUGGACUUCCAUGAGGACCAGGCUAUUGUGCUGACGGGUGAGAGUGGAAGUGGGAAGAGUGAAACAGCCCAAAUGGUGGUGGACUUCCUCACGCGAAUCCCCCAAAUUCGACGGAAUCACUCAAAAUCCCGCCAAAGGGGCUCCACGGGGUCCCUCUGUUGUUCCUCCCGUGGCUCCAGCAAUGCCUCGCGCUCCUCCACGCCCAAGCAUGAAGCCACGCUCGACUCUCCGGGCAGCCAAUCGCGUGGGAGCUGCAUUCUGCGCCAGAGGAGUGUUGAGAGCGACAAAUCCGGGGGGUAUGGAAGCCUCAAGCGGUGCUGCCACGACCGAAUGCCAGACUGGAAGAGCUCAGAGUGUUUACCGUCAAAGUGCCAAACUCACACGCAUUCCACGCCACGUGUGAGCAGGAUGUGCCCGAAGCAUCACGGGGAGCACCAUCAGAAGAAUGUUGUCCUUUCGCGAGCUCUCUACGAUGACUGCGUGCCCUUCCGCCGAUCGUGUUCACUCCAUCGCAAGGAGGUUGGCAUGCAGGAGAAGCUCGCUACGUUGGAUGGUCUAGCGAAAAGUUACGGUUUCAUAGCCAACAACACCACGAGUAGGACGUCAAAGUGCUCAAUGGACUGUGAUCGCACACCCGUGAGACGUGCCAAGACGCCACCACCGCACUUUGGACGAAGCUCCACCGGCUAUGGGAACAUUUCGAACAUUGUUGAGAACUUCCGGAGAAUCCUCAGGAAUCGCAUGACCACCGAAGAGGCGGAAUUGCAGCAAUACAGGGAGAAAAUUGCUCAUGCGGAGGUUUUUAUGAGUGCCAUGGGAUCAGCUAAAACGACCAAGAAUCGCAAUUCUAGUCGAUUUGGAAAAUUCUUCGAUAUUGAGAUUGAUUUUAAAGGAGACGUCAUCGGUGGACAUAUUUAUCACUACAUGCUCGAGAAGACUCGCGUGACGAGUUUUGUGGCAAAUGAGAGGAAUUUCAAUAUAUUCUACCAACUGCUAACCGGAGCGGACAUCCACCUGCUGAAAGCUCUCAAAUUGCAACGGAAUAUCGAAAAGUACGAAGUGUUGAAGAACAGCUUGGCCACAGAGGAGGAUCGUCUGGCGUUUUCACGCUCAAAACGAAGCCUCGACACGAUGGGCUUCUCGUGCGAGGAGAUCACGUCGAUUUUUCGCAUCUUGGCGGUUGUGCUGAAGCUGGGGAAUCUCGUUUUCCUGCCAACGACCAACAUUGACGGCACGGAAGGGUGCACGAUUGCGAAUGAGUAUGAAAUUGUGGAGAUCGCGCAAUUGCUGGAGAUUCACGUGGACGUCCUCGUGCUCUGCCUCACGCGUACAAGUGCAAAUUGGACACAAAUCCCCGAUAAUUGGAUUGAGGUGGAUGCAGAGGUGGCGACAAAGAUGAAGCUAACACUGUGCAGGAUUCUCUAUGGGAGGUUGUUUGUGUGGCUCGUGUCACGCGUGAAUGAGGAGAUAAAGAGUACACGCCUCAAUGGGCACAAGCGCUUCCUCGGUGUGCUCGACUUCUCAGGGUUUGAGGUGCUCGAGAGGAAUUCCCUGGAGCAGCUGGCCAUCAAUUACUGCAGCGAACGCCUGCAGCAGCACUUCCUCAGCAUGGUGUUGCGUGAGCAGCAGGAAUUGUACGUGCGUGAGGGCUUGGAGUGGCAGCACGUGGACUUUUUUGACAAUGCUGGCAUCUGUGAUUUAUUCGAUCGCCCCAAUUAUGGGAUUCUCAGUCUCCUCGAUGAGCCACACGUAAGCUGCGACGACAUCUACCUCACGCGCAUCCAUCAGUGCUCCGAUGGGCAUCCCAAUUUCCUCGCUGAUGACACAGUCAGCUGCCCGAAUACCUUCCAAAUUCGCCACUAUGCCGGCACAGUGAGCUACAGUGUGGUGAAUUUUGUGGAGAAGAACUCCGAGCAGCUGCCGCGGAGCGUUAGCUAUGGGCUGUAUCAGAGACAGCGUGGCUCAAAGCGGCCCACGUCGCUGGCAAAUAAUCUCCGUGUUGGCAUUCAGACACUGCUGAAGACCUUGACGCGCCGGAAGUGUCACUACGUGUUCUGCCUGAAACCGAAUGAAUUCGAGGAGCCGCGACACUUUGAGAUGUCCCUCGUGCAGCAUCAGGUGCGCUACCUCAGCCUCAUGCCAGUUCUCAGUGUCUGGCGCAGUGGCUACUGCUUCAGUAUGAGCCACGUAGCCUUCCUGGCGCGCUACAAACUCCUCAACAAUCUCACAUGGCCACACUUCCCACGUGGCUCCAUCGUGGAAGCCAUCGCGCUGAUUGUUCGCUCUCUGCCACUGCCCACGGCGGAAUUCACCAUCUGCACGCAACGUGUCUUCAUCCGUAGUCCCCGGACAGUGACGGAGAUGGAGGAAUUCCGACGGAUGCGCCUCGCAGAGCUUGCCACGUUGAUUCAGAAAACAUUCCGGGGAUCAAGGGAACGGAGGCAGUUCCUCCGACUUCGACGGAGUCAAAUUGCAAUUGCAAAGGCAUGGAGGAAGUGGAGGUCCCGGGAAGAAUAUCGCGUGGUGAAGUACCAAAGGCAGAUCAAUUGGGUCGUUGAGGUGAUUGAAAGGCACUACAUUAACUGGAAACGUCGCCAGUUCCUCAUCCUACUGCCACAUCGUCUUCCACUGGACAGUAUGAGUCCACUUUGCAAUGAAUGGCCACGUGUGCCGCAUUACUUGGCAGAAACGUCGCAACUUUUACGCAAAAUCUACCAUCGAUGGCGGUGCCACAAAUACAGGAAGUUGUUCGACCAAACAGCCCGCAAUCGGAUGCGCGAAAAAGUGACGGCGAGUAUUAUUUUUAGAGACAGGAAAGUUUGCUAUUCCAAAUCCAUUGGACGUCCUUUUAUCGGGGACUACGUGCGGCUGAGGCAGAAUAUUCAGUGGAAGAGAAUCUCAAUGGAGACAAAUGAUCAGUACGUGGUCUUUGCGGAUAUUAUUAAUAAGAUCACAAGAACGAGCGGAAAGUUCGUCCCGAUUCUUUUAGUCCUGUCCACGAGUUCAAUGCUUCUGCUGGAUCAGAAGACACUGCAGGUGAAGUACCGUGUUCCUGCUACGGAAAUCUACCGCCUUUCCCUCUCACCCUACCCCGAUGACAUUGCUGUCUUUCACAUAAGACCGACCUACUACUGCCCCGAGGGAUGCCGGUGCCGUCAUCAGACGCUCUAUCAGCAACACCAGUCAACCGAUUCUCCCACAGGAUGUCUCUUUCAGUCGGAAAUGAGCCGGCAAAAAGGUGAUUUCGCCUUCCAGACGUGUCACGUCAUUGAAAUUGUUACAAAGCUCUUUCUCGUGAUACAAAAUGCCACUGCAAAGCCACCCGAAGUUCACAUUAGCACAGAAUUUGAAGCCAAUUUCAAUCAGCAAACAGUCAUUUUUACCUUUAAAUGCGGUCGUGUACCUGAAGCAACGGCAAAAGUCAGUCGGAAAGGAAAUCGCAUGGAAAUUGUUAUUUAAAUUUAAAUGAAAAUCACAAGAAAAGAAAAGAGAAAAACCCUUCACGGAGCAUUUUGAAAUUGUGCGCACAAAAUGUAUCGAAUAAUUAGAUCAAAAAAUUAUUUUUCUCGCUCACGAAAAUUGGAUUAAAUAAAAUAAAAAAAAUACUAGGUAAUUAAAAAAAAUGCGAAAAACUCACUAAAUUCGUCACUAUUUUUCUCCUUUUCUUUCCGACGCUGUUAAAGAUUAGAUAUUUAUGGUAUUUUAGGCAAUUUGAAAUAUUAGGUAAAUAAACAAAAAAAAUCACAAAUAGGAGAAUUUGAAGGAAUAAAAUAUUCAAAAUAGUACAAAAGAACCCAAAAAGGAAUAAUAAAAAAAAAUAAUUAGAUGCGAAGGGAUGAGUUGGUGUCGAUUUGGAACAUUUACCUUUCAAAAUUUUCACAAAAAAAAAUGAAAAUUGAACAAUAAAUAGAGAUUUUUACAAAAACAGAUAAAAAAAUCAGCUUGAAAAGCUUAAGAAUGAAUUAAUUAAGCAGUGACGUAUGCAGGGAGUUUGUUUUAUUAUUCAUUUUCUGUUCUGAAUAUCUGAAAUUGUAUUUGGGCAAUAAGUGCGAAAAGAGAGCUUUUGAAAGCUUUUACUGUUUUGUGGGCAAAAAGUGACUCACAAAAUUCUUGAAUAUUUCGCUUUCAAUUUCAAUUUGAACUCGUAAAGUUCUCAGAAUGAUAAAUAAGGCUUUCAGAAUCUCCUGAAAGUUUCAUUUAAGCUGAAGAAAAAAAAACGAUUUUUUAACUAUGUUGGUUACUUUUUAGGCAAUAUAUGUAACUCAAAGCUUUCAAAUAAUUGUAAAAUAAUUCCGUAAAAACGAACUUGAAAUAUAAUUUUAACAUUUAACUUUUCCUUUAUUUCUAACGUAUACAGAUCCCCAAAAAAUAAAAUAAAUUAUUUUAAUUUUUUUAUUUAAAAAAAACUCAAACUUUCUCUGCAUACAGUCCUGGCAGAAACAGACUAUAAAAAAGAUUUUAAAAAAAAAACGUCUCUAUUAUAAGCCAACAGCUUUACAUUUUGAAAGAUCUUUUAGGCAAUUAAAAGUUUAUCUUUUAACGAAUUAUUAUUUUGAAUAUAAUAUUUUUAAAAAAUCAUUUAUAAAUUCAGUUUAAGAAGAUUUCUUUGGGACGCUCUGAAAAAAGGGUCCGAAAUAGAAACAAAACGUUAUGCUUAUAGAUAUCAAAAUGAGCUUUAAAACAAAGACUUUUGUGAAAUUUUCUUUCAUAACUCGUUGAAUUUUACUUUCAAUCUUUUACCAAAAAUUAAAAUUCUUCAAAGUCAAAAAAAAUCAUAAAAAAUGUAGAAGAAAAUAAAGAAAAAGUAUUUAUAAAAAAACAUAUCCCAAAGAAAAGUUUUUUGGGUUUUCACACCACGCGCACCUUCUCUGUUAUUAGUGUUUUAAGAAGAAAAAAAAAGAAGAAAGAAAACAAUAAGAUAAUAAAUGAGAGAAAAUAUUUAGAAAAAAAGAAAAAUUAUAUAAAUAGUAAAAUUAGAAGAUGAAAAAAACGUUAAUCACUAGGAAAAAAAAGAAUUUUAAAUUGUAGACUUUAUCACUCUUCACAUGAAUCCUCCUCUGUACGAAGUGUUGUGUUAACAGAAAUCACUGCCACAUGUUGAAAUAAAUGAUGACAAAUUAGUUUAGUAUUUAAGGCACACAAAUAUGUGUUAGAAGAUGCAAAAGAUUAAUCACUGUGACAUUUUGAAACAAAAAAAAUAAAUAAAUAAUAAUCUUUUAGCCUUCCUCUGAGAAGAUUUUUCUUUAAUAAAAAAAUAAUAAUUCAUCUUCAUUCUAUUUGAACUUUUUGAGGAAUUCUUUUCUUUUGCAUUUUGGAGUGAAUAAAACAAAGUUAAUCAAAUUGUGCCAAAAAGAUAAUUUUCUCUUGUCUUCCUCUAAAUUUUUUCUAUUAAAAAUAAAUUAAUAGAUCUCAUUGAAUACUUUGCUCAAAGAUCAAAAGGGAUCUUUGCCUACAAAUUUUUCUUAAAUUUCUCAAUGGAUUUAAUUCUUUGGAAAGAAAAUUAUUAAAUUAGCAAAACAAAGCAUUAAGAUUAAAAUCGAAUUUAAAAAGAAAAAGGAAGGAAAAUGAAUAAUGAGAUAACAUUGAUAAUAAAAUGAAGAAAAAAAUCAAAGUUUAUUUAAAAUUAAAUGAAGAAAAAAAUGAAUAGAAAAUGAAAAAGAAAAUUAUUAAUUAUUAUAUAAUAAAAUGCAAGAUGAAGAAUAAAGAAAUAAUUACACCGGUUAA